AUGGCCUCCCAGACCUGGUUUCCCAAGCACUUAGUCUCGCCAAACCUCAAGAUCAAGCUUGACCGGAAAGAAUGGAUAAUGAUGGAAAAGUUGAGCGAGCAUGACUUCCAGAAAGACGAAAAUGACUUGCGCGAAGGCUCCGAUCCCUCAUUCAGCUGCAUCAGACUUCGCUGCCGCUCUCGCGAUUCCGGCACCCCGGCAUUUAUGAGGAUCUACAUGCAGAUCCCACUCGCCGGCGCUGGGAUCCAGCUGCCCCAAGCCUGCUCAUUCAUCCCGGAUGAGCUCACAGUCCUCCGCACCAUGACCGAACAUGGCUGCAAACACCCCCCCCUCCUGCUAGACUGCAAGGAGGCCAGCCAAGACGAGUCCGGACUGGUCCGCGGGGGCUUCAUAACUUGGAUCGUGUACGAGAUCGUGCCGGGGGUCCGUCUGGGAGAUGUAACCGGAGCCGACAGAUUCUGGAAUCUUCGGCGAGAGGAGCGUCGGGAGAUCCAGAAGGCGCUUCCAGAAGCAUACGGUAAAAUGAUCUCCAAUGGAUUUUACCCAGCCUUCGAGGGUGCGGAUAAUCUGGUCUGGGACUCGGUUAACAAGCACCUGUACUUUGUCGGGUUUCGGCUCUGCAAUGAGGCUGUGCCCCCUUGCGAUAAAUGGCGACCAGGUCUUUACGCCGUCUUCUCGGUUGCAAAGCCACCCAGUGGGAGCCAUUGGUACCUGCCCACAUGGGAUGGAAACAUGAGGGGUUGGGAAUGGUGA
Aspergillus heteromorphus CBS 117.55 is the source of this 753-nucleotide messenger RNA. RefSeq lists its product as uncharacterized. The record is from RefSeq and is a predicted model, not a curated record. The transcript has 3 exons. The coding region runs from base 1 to 753 and encodes 250 amino acids. Lineage: Eukaryota; Fungi; Ascomycota; Eurotiomycetes; Eurotiales; Aspergillaceae.